UAAUAUCUUUGCGUCAUUCUGUCCAAUAGACGAGCGUCGUUGGUGACUGAUUCAAGCUUUCUGUUGAUUUAAAAGGAGAGAUGCACAGCAAACCGGAUGAAUGAUGUUUUUCCAAAAGCGAAAUUGAAACAAAGAAGCGUCAAUCUGUUUCUUAUCCUUAAUAAUGUCGUUGACCGACGAGAAGACGAGUGAAUUUUCAGUGAAAUAUCAUCUGAAGACUGUAAGGAUGACAAGCCAUAUCAACGUUCAUCAUCCAAUUUUGAUCCAACACGUGAUCUAUACAGGCAUCCUUUUGUGGUUCACCCACCCAUCCCUCAUUUAUCCCUCGUGAAUUUGAUAGUGUGCAGUUCUUUUUUGUCUAUUCCCGAGUAAACUGGUCUAUACUCAAUUCGAUGCUAAGUAGUUUGUAAUCGAUCUACUGUCCAGACCUUUAUUUCAAACGUGGCAGUUAUUUGAUGUGCUCUACUCAAGUGUGUUUUUUCAUACCCUCGAUAUUAUCAUCCAUCGAGCAGUAGCAACUUUAUUGUCAUAUUUAUAGAGUAAGAGUAACAUGUUUCGCCGUCAAGCCUCUAAACUGACUAGCUAUGCUAGUAGGAGGAGAGGCCAUUGACAGGUGGACACAUGCAUUUUCAUCAAUGCGUUCCAAAUAAGUAUACGAAAGCUAGUGUCGUGCAGUAAAAAAAACCUACUAAUUCCAUUGUGCUAGUCCUAGCCAGAGACAUUUUCUUAAAGAGCUUCAUUGAUUUGCAUACUUUUGCAUGAUCACUGUAAAGAAAUCACGAGUAAGAUUCCAAAAUAUUGUGUGCAGUCAGACUUACCUCUCGUAUACAAUCUAAAGUAGGGCGAGGGCAAGUUGUCGGUACUCCCCAACUUGCUGUCGUACACGUACAUUACAUACAUGUUUCUUUUUGUCACAGAUUUUUCCACCUAACGAACUCUUUGUGUUUGGGGUGAGUUAUUAAUUAUGUAUUCGUUUUUAAUUAGCGGAGUUUAACUUGGAGAUAGUUUUCUAAACCUUCUUCGCACGUACCUCUACCUACCUUCGUCCACUAAGCUUUCCUUUUAUUUAUAUGCUACUCAUGAAAAUGAUGGGCAGCUUAACACCUUUGCGACACAUGCACGCUCAGCCGUGUCGUGCUAACUUGUUGGGAGCAAUGAAGGUCUUUUUGAUCUUUAUCUCUCUGCAAGUUGUUGCUGAGCAGGUUGCUGGAGACCAUGUUGACAGGAGCAUGGAUGAAAGCGAACAGCGAGUACCAAAGCGUCGCUUGCCCAGUAGCAAAGGUAGUACUCCUGUCUAUCCGACCAACUGUUAUGGCACCUGGAGUUCGUGGACCAGUUGCAGUGGUGGAGCGGCGCAGCAGACGAGAACGUAUACGAUUUACACCUAUCCUGCGAAUGGUGGGAGUCAGUGUCCCUAUUCGAACGGCGCAACUGAAAGCAAUGCCUGCCCUACAACAACCACAACGACCACGACUACGACGGUCGUGACCACGACUACAACUACUACUCCGGAGCCAACGACGACGACGACGACUACAAGUACUACUCCGGAGCCGACGACAACUACGACGACGACAACGACAGUCACGGAAACAAGCACGACCACGACUACAACGACGACUGAAACGACAACAACGACAACCACCACGACGUCGAGCACAACCACCACAACGACAACGACGGUCGAUCCGAGCGCCACAACCACCGUCGCUCCAGUCCCGGGACAGGCAACCACGACAACGACCACGACGACAACCACCACGACGUCGACCACCACUACAACAAUCACGACAACGGCACCAGGAACAACGACUACGACGAGUACCACCACCACGACAACUGUGGCACAAACUACCACUACUGUAGCAUCUUCAGCUACUGCAGCACCGGCAACGACUGUAGUUGUAGCAAGAACUACAGCGACUGCAGUUACCACGUCCGCCUCGACGUCCGCGCCAGCUGUAACAACUUCAACACCAACAUCGACGGCAUCUCCAGCUACGACGGCGGGCACAAGCGUCGUCACAACUUCCAUAGCACCCACUACAACAGCAAGCCAGAUCGAUGAUUCUAACCAGUCUUCCGCAGCGGAGGUCCUCGCUGUGUCUCCUCAGUUUCGCUUCGCACUGAGUUCUGGCGUUACGACUGCCUCACUAGCAGCGAAUCCUGUCUUCGAGGAUGCCAUGUGCUCGAGCAUGCUGACCACGAUGACAUUUUUGCAAAACAGUCAAUGUCGAGUUGUGGGGGUAAGAGCAGUGCGAAGACGGACGGUUGGGUUGGAAGAAAAAGGUCGUGAUGGUGGUGCUUUCUUCGAGAAGGAAGAUGUCGAUCUCGAUGAAGAUGAAGAUGAAGUUGAACAAGGCAACAUCCUUGUCGAGAAGCACAUUAACCACGUUGACGUUGACUAUAGGAAACUGACCUCUACGACGUCUGUCGUCGAGACCCCAUUGCAGGUGGACUUUGAGUUUUCGGUUUCUACCUCUGGAACAGGGAGUACACUUGCAGAGGUUGCCCAGCAGAUGCAGAGCACACCAGUUUCCUCCAACCUUGCGACUAUGGUGAACUCUAAAAUGUCGGCUGGUGGUAGCAGCGCUGUCACAGUACAGUCGAUCGUUUCGUCCAGUUUGCAACCUGUUGUCCAGCCUGUGAUCACGGUGAAUUGGGGAAGCAUGCUACCUGUUUACUUAAGGCUUCUUCUACUUCUAUUAAUCCAUCUUGUUCUUGACGGACAACAUGAUCCUUAACAAGAGGGAUCUCAAGGGGAAAUUGAGGUGCUCCUUAGUUAAGAGGCAUCUCAAGAUGGAUUAGGGCGACCGCUAAUUUACCCACAGAACACUCCAGCAGUGGCAGUGAAGGAGUUUCGUCCCGUGUUAUGUCCGCGUGGAUCGAAGUUGCGGUUCGACUGGGGUUCAUCUAGAAGUGGAGGUGGCUCCAGCACAAGUAGAAGUGUAGACUUACAUCGAGUAUCCUCGGAGUCGGAGUACGUGACCUGUUCGGUGUCUACAGCCUUGAGCACGUCAACUCUGCUCUUGGCCGGAAAUGCCGGGACUAGUACGCCCUACGACUUUUCCUGCGACUCCACUACGGAAGUGGGGAGUUACUUCUUCGUCACCGGAAGGAACUCGGAGUGCGUUGGCAAAGGGCACCGCAUUCGUGUCCAGGUGACCGAUCCGAGUCUUACCUCCACGUUGCGAGCUACUUUCAAUCCAGAGACAGGCGCAAAUCACUGGAGUCUGGCCAUGAUGUUGGAGUCCUACAUGAUUCCGGCAGAUCGAAGAGGAGGCUUUACCACAGAUUCGGAAGCAGAUUUGGCUCAGAAGUAUUUGUGGUGUGUGGAGCCACACGCGCCGGCCAGUUGCGCCGACUAUUUAUCAGCUUCUUCGAAUACGCGGGAGCGUUGUCUGGCAAGUGUCGAGUCUGAUAUAGGUUAUGCUUUUCGCAAGAGGCCAACGCCGGAUUUCGUGAAGUCUGAAGAAUACUACGAUAAGGCAUUGGCAACGCAGCCAGAAUUCUGUCAAGCUUUAUCGUACAAAACCGAACUCUACCUACAAAUGGGCACGAAUCUUGUAGAAGCGGGGAGUCUAUUUCGACGUGCGUGUACUAGCUGUGGCCGGGAGAGCCUCGAUCUGCGACAUGUGGCGGUCAGCUAUGCGGAAAAGGGCUAUGCAUUGCCUUGUGGAAGUGCUUGUAGUGACUUGCUGGCGCCGCAAGUUUGUCAGGAUCCUCUUCCGAAUGCUGUAGCGACGCACGGCUCAGGUGGAUCUUCUGGUAACGGUGCAUCCGGUCGUGCGGGGGAAGGUACUUCCUCAUUCUCUGCAGGAGCUUCUACUGCUUCUGCAGGUUUUGAUCUCUCUUCGCCUAUGGGAUUGGGCCUUUUAGCAGGUGGUGCGAUCAUCGUUUUAGCCUCUCUAGGCUUCGCCACGCGCAUUUUCAAAAGCCGCGCGAAAGGGGAGGACUCGAGUGUAGAAGAAGAAGACGAAGGAAGUGGUAGUGCAAGCGGUAGUGGACAAGGAGGUGAAAAACAAGGGGACUAUGCUCGGGAUCUCGAAAAAGGAGAAGGACAGCUACUUCCUGAAGCAAUGAGUACAGCGAGUAGCAGUACAACAAACGUGAAGUAUUAUAGCAAGAACAAGAUGUUGAGUGCUAGAACAAUGAAGACGAGCAGCACGAACAAGAGCACAACAAAAGUUGCUGAUAUUUACGAUGUGGAUGGCGUCAAUUGUGAUGUACCUCCACGAGGACGAAACAAGCAACCAGCUAAUUGUCGCUCAUCAACGGGAGACGACUCAACAUCGGCUUCGAACACUUCCAGCACUAGCAUUCGCGGUGUCAAAAUUGAACCGCAAACCCAAGAUGAAUCUGCAACCGGUGAGGUUAAUACAGUCAUGACCUCAGGAAGAAGCAACAAAGCUAAGAAGAAUAGGACGCCAUGGUCUCAAGAAGACACCUUGCGACAGGCCCAAGCGGAACGAGCUAGAAAGCAGGCAAUGAGACAAUCAACUUUUGAGGAGCAGCAGGCGUCUGCUCAAAUAUCUGGUAGGGCUUCCAACUCUAGUCGCGGUAAAAAUGGUCGUAAUGAACAAGAACAAGGAGCAGCAGGAGGAAUGCCAGGAUCUUCUAAGAAGCCUAAAAAGGUAAAACGCGGCUCCUCUAGUAGUAGAGUCCACGACGACGAAGCUUUACUUGAUGACACACUCGAGAUGAGCCAGAAGCAACUUCCUUUUCGUGCUUCCAAGCUCGCCGCACUACAACAAGGAGAUAGCAGUCACCAGAUUCCAAGUAUAAGAAACUCGACUUCUUCGGCUGCUGCCCAACAGCAAAUGUCGAGUAGACCAUCGUUUGGCGGGCCUGAUUUCAACAGCCGCGGUUCAGGCGAAACCCAGAUGGGAUCGAUGCAGGGGAGACGAAGCAAUAAUAAAAGGUGAAGAUAUCACAUUUUUAAGAUCAUGGGUUUGUUAUUGUUUGGACAAUGUUAGGAAAAAAGGAACAGAUUACAACUUAUAUAUGUGGUGAGUUCAACUAUUUCUUGCAUUUGAUUACCAAGUUGUAGUACUUCAGCGUCGAGUAUUAUAAAUUAUUAAUUAUAAUAGAAGUAGACGGAAGAUUAGGAUUGUGAUUCAAUUGUGUUGUAGAAAUCGUUCAUAUUGUUUUCAGGCACUCUGUCAGUACUGAUGCCGUACUGCUACGUGAGUUGAGCUUUGAUUUUGAUAGUGUGAGCUUUAUGUACAGUACUGUAAUGUUUUUUCGAAAGUACUUACAACAACAAGAAUGCAUGGUAUACUUUCAGUUCGAUUAGUGCAUUUCAUUUUUGAGUAAAAAGAGGAGGUAGUUGAGUUAAGAUUAUGAAAUCGUAUCAAGAAUCCAUGUGUCGUAGUCAUCAUCGACGCGACAUCAACAUCCAUCGGCAUUUACAGUACUGUCGUGGGUGUGAGAACAACGAACUAGGUUUGAUGUGUCAUAUUUGAUUUGUUUGAAAGGGGCCAACGAAGUGAGUAAAGUAGUCGCGAACUCAAUCUUUAUAGUAUGUCCAGCCACAGCAUCUCCG
Amoebophrya sp. A25 is the source of this 5545-nucleotide messenger RNA. Lineage: Eukaryota; Dinophyceae; Syndiniales; Amoebophryaceae. The record is from the annotation of a GenBank genome assembly.